AUGGCCUCCGGCCGGCCUAAUCGCCGCCUCUUCUCCCCCAAGGCUACCAACGCCAUCUGUAGGCCACUAUUCCCGAUAAACUGCCCGCCGCCUCCUUCUCCUUGCCCUCCUCUUCCUCCUCCACCUCCUCCUUGCCCUCCUCUUCCUCCACCUCCUCCUUGCCCUCCUCUUCUCACUGUUUCCGAGGAAUCCACCACCAUACGCUUCCACCACUCCAGAUCCAUCGUCCCCGCCCUUUCCGUCGCCGCCGCCUCCGUUGUCUCCGUCUCCGCAAUCAUGAUCCUUCUCACUCUCCUCCUAAUCCGCCUCCGGCGCCGUUCUUCCGCCGCUCGGGAAGACCCUGUCGCCGCCGCGGCGCCGCUCGAGGACGAUGAUGGCGGAGAUGGCGAUGGUGAUGGCGAAGAAGUGAUGCACCACGUCUGGUACAUACGAACCGCCGGCCUGGAUGAGUCCUUCAUCGAGUCCAUCACCGCGUGGGCCUACAAGGCCGGCGACGGCGUCCUCGGAGCCUCCGCCACGGGCUGCUCCGUGUGCCUCUCGGAUUUUCGCGACGGCGAACUCGUCCGCCUCCUCCCGAAGUGCGAUCACGCCUUCCACCUCGGUUGUAUCGAUACAUGGCUACGAUCCCACGUCAAUUGCCCCCUUUGCCGAGCUCCAAUCUUCGCACCAACCUCCGUUACCGCAGCUACUACGCCCUCCUCCUCUUCUCUACCCCCACCUGAAUCCGGCGUGGUUCUCGCCGGCCCCAAUACGGUCGCAUCAGCAGACGACGACCAGAUGGCCGGCCGGCAAAUCGAUCUCAGUCCCGGUACCUCAGAAGAGGAACUCGAAGGUGAAAGAUCAGAACUUGAAGCUGAAAAUCGAGCCGUAGCAGUCCCCAUCCCAAGCGCCGAGUUGCAAGUACCUACCGACAUCGGUGAAGAUGAAUUCCUGCCCAUCAGGAGAUCGUUCUCCGUCAAUUCGAUUUCCCCGGAGCUGGAAGGAAGUCUCAGGAACAUCAACAACAAGAAAAAGCAAGCCUUGGAGGAAAAUUCGCAUGCUCGAACCACAACCAGGGCAAAGCAUGCCCGUCAUGCCAGCUCUUUCCGCAAGGAAAUGGGAAGAUCCUUAGCAAGUGCUAGUGAGAGGUUCAUCUUCUCUGUAAAUGGGCGAACUCGAAGCUCAGUUUUUCCACAGUAA
Zingiber officinale is the source of this 1179-nucleotide messenger RNA. Its product is annotated as E3 ubiquitin-protein ligase RING1-like. Gene Ontology annotation, biological process: protein ubiquitination. The transcript has a single exon. NCBI's taxonomy places the organism in Eukaryota, Viridiplantae, Streptophyta, Magnoliopsida, Zingiberales, Zingiberaceae. The record is from RefSeq and is a predicted model, not a curated record. The coding region runs from base 1 to 1179 and encodes 392 amino acids. Gene Ontology annotation, molecular function: transferase activity.